This is a messenger RNA of Mandrillus leucophaeus (drill), 4153 nucleotides long. It is a transcript of the gene ARHGAP19, whose product is annotated as Rho GTPase activating protein 19. The transcript is spliced from 12 exons. Gene Ontology annotation, molecular function: GTPase activator activity. Gene Ontology annotation, cellular component: cytoplasm. Lineage: Eukaryota; Metazoa; Chordata; Mammalia; Primates; Cercopithecidae. Gene Ontology annotation, biological process: signal transduction; regulation of small GTPase mediated signal transduction. The record is from RefSeq and is a predicted model, not a curated record. The coding region runs from base 24 to 1508 and encodes 494 amino acids.
GUGAAAGAAGUUUGCUGACGAAGAUGGCGACUGAGGCACAGAGUGAAGGGGAGGUACCAGCCCGCGAAUCCGGCCGGAGUGAUGCCCUCUGCAGUUUUGUGAUCUGCAAUGAUUCUUCCCUUCGAGGUCAGCCCAUUAUCUUUAAUCCUGACUUUUUUGUGGAGAAACUCCGACAUGAGAAACCUGAGGUUUUCACUGAGUUGGUGGUCAGCAAUAUCACAAGGCUCAUCGAUUUACCUGGAACUGAGUUGGCUCAGCUGAUGGGGGAAGUGGACCUUAAGUUGCCUGGCGGGGCCGGCCCAGCGUCAGGAUUCUUCCGGUCUCUCAUGUCUCUCAAGCGAAAGGAAAAAGGAGUGAUAUUUGGGUCCCCACUGACAGAGGAAGGCAUUGCCCAGAUAUACCAACUGAUUGAAUAUCUACACAAAAACUUACGAGUAGAGGGUUUGUUUAGAGUACCAGGUAAUAGUGUCCGACAGCAGAUUUUAAGGGAUGCUCUCAAUAAUGGAACUGACAUUGACUUGGAAUCAGGGGAGUUUCACUCAAAUGAUGUUGCCACUUUGCUGAAGAUGUUUCUGGGAGAGUUGCCGGAGCCUCUGCUGACACAUAAACAUUUCAACGCACACCUUAAAAUCGCUGAUCUGAUGCAGUUUGAUGAUAAAGGAAACAAGACCAAUAUACCAGACAAGGACCGGCAAAUUGAGGCUCUCCAGUUGCUCUUCCUCAUUCUCCCUCCUCCUAAUCGUAAUUUGCUGAAGUUAUUGCUUGAUCUCCUAUACCAGACAGCAAAGAAACAAGACAAGAACAAGAUGUCAGCCUAUAACCUUGCCCUUAUGUUUGCACCCCAUGUCCUGUGGCCAAAAAAUGUCACUGCAAAUGACCUUCAGGAGAAUAUCACAAAGUUAAACAGUGGGAUGACUUUUAUGAUUAAACACUCCCAGAAACUUUUUAAGGCUCCUGCUUACAUUCGGGAAUGUGCCAGAUUGCACUAUUUGGGAUCCAGAACUCAGGCAUCAAAGGAUGACCUUGACCUGAUAGCUUCAUGUCAUACUAAGUCCUUUCAGCUGGCAAAGUCUCAGAAACGUAACCGGGUAGAUUCCUGCCCUCACCAGGAGGAGACCCAGCAGCAUACGGAAGAGGCACUGAGAGAGCUGUUUCAACACGUUCACAAUAUGCCAGAGUCAGCAAAGAAGAAACAACUUAUUAGACAGUUUAAUAAGCAGUCAUUGACCCAGACACCAGGGCGAGAACCUUCUGCUUCCCAGGUACAAAAGAGGGCUCGUUCACGCUCCUUCAGUGGGCUUAUUAAGCGGAAGGUCCUGGGAAAUCAGAUGAUGUCAGAAAAGAAAAAGAGGAACCCCACUCCAGAAUCUGUGGCCAUUGGUGAAUUGAAGGGAGCCAGCAAAGAAAAUAGGAACUCAUUAUUUUCUGGCUCUCCAGCUGUCACGAUGACACCAACAAGAUUGAAGUGGUCUGAAGGGAAGAAAGAGGGGAAAAAAGGAUUUCUCUGAAGGAUCCAGAGUUGUCUCCUAUGGUCCAUGCAGAAUUUUCUCUUUAGUGGACAAGGUGUUACUCCUGCCCACAGCAAAGCUUGGACUUGCAGCUUGCUUGCUGCAUUUUGAAUUGUCAAGGCCAACUAAUACCGUGACCCAACUGAUACCUCUAAUCCCACUCACUGGAUGAUGUUUGUAAGCUGUGCCUUCUGAGAGAGUGCUUAGGCUCUCUCUCUCUUUUUUAAUAUUAUGGGGAAACCACUAACUGUCCAACCAGCUUAUAUAGCACAGUAAGGUGGGCUUCAGUGCUCAUUCAAUGGGUUUAGGCAGAUUCCACUUUUGAAAAAAAUAUGAGAUGUGUGCUCAACUGCCAGUAAUUUUUGAAAAAGCACUGUCAGUCCUAGUGGCUUGAUGUUAUUUUUUAAUGGAUAUUUUGGGUUUUUCUCUGUUUUGAUAGUGUUGGGUAUUUGGUUGUUUUUGUUUAUUUCUUUGUUUUAAAAGCCAUGCUUUUGGAUGGGCUCUAAGCUAGAUGCCUUUCCCUUGUUUUCACUUUGAGCGUUGGGAAAACUCUUUAUUUUAUGAGGCUGUAUUCCUCAAUACCUAAUUUGUGUCCAAAGAAUUUAUAGCUUUUCUGGACAUUUUUUAUUAUUUCUUGGGUCUGACACCAGAGUAUUUGACCUGCAGUAUUGAAAAAGAGAAUUCAGAAUGAUACAAUAUUUUAACAAAUCUUAAUUAUUAAACUCUUUUCCUUCCUUCUUUCCAUCCAUUUCUCCCUCCCUUGUCCAUCUCUUUCUCUUUCCCUUUCCUCAGUGAUGUCAUAAUAAUUGUGUUUUGCUGAACUUGUUACCUUCAUUCAAUUUCCUCUUGACUAAAACAUCUCUGGUGCCAACGUAAUACUUCUGAACCAAAUCACUGUGACUCAAGAAAAGUCACUGACAGCAUAGUAGAAGUUUGCUAAAAUAUUUAUAUGUCGGGGAAGCUCUGGAGUGUGCCUAGGAGGGGCUGGCUGCCUUUAUGUCCCAGGAUGAGUCUUUAUGGGUGGGAUUAUAUUGCACCCUCUCAGGGUGCAGGCUAGACCGUCUCCUGAGAACGAGUUAGAAUCCGAAAAAAGAAGCCAGCAGCAGCCUCUGCAGGGUUGACACGAUUUAAAGGAGAGAAUGUUCUUAUUUGGAAGCAACUGUGGCUUAUCACCAGUGUUCAAGGAGUAUUACUGUGCCGCCCUCUCCUUGUCAGAAGGGGCACAGGUGGUAAUUUGGAGAUGAGGCCAGAGCUUCUGGUUUUUGGACUUGGUGUGUUCACAUAUGUUGGAUGGAGCAGUGGCAUGGCUUCGACCUAGUAUGAACUGGUGUCUGCCCAGAGAGCAGCACGUGGCAGGGGAGAAUGCUCAGGUUUGUGCCUGGCUCUGUGGAGCUGUAUAACCCUUCUCACCCUGUGGGUUCGAGCCGAGUCAGGCCACUAUGGGGAAGCAGUUGCCCCACAAAAUGUGGUUUGCUGACCUAUUUCUAAACUGUUGAAUAUGCUGCACCAUUGCCGAAAUGAAAGAUGACUCUGGGGGAGCAGAGUUUGGCCUUGUGCCCAGCUGGCAGCCCUCUCUGCCAGCCUGUCUGCUGCUUUUGCUGCUGUAACAGCAAUAGUGGAGAAAAAUGUAAAAUUUGGUCUUCCAGCUUAAUAGAGUGUGAACAAUAGAUGGUUAGGAAAACAAAACUGCUUAGAAGCCCCUUUCUCUAGAGUAGUUUUAUGUCAUUUUUAAAAACACAUAUUAGCAAAUUCAUUUGCGUAGGUUUCUAUUAAAUAUUUGACUUUUUUUUCUUAUUAAGAAAAUGAAAUCCCUUACACCAGAUAGCAGUUAAUUCAAACAGAAAACCCUUUUGGUAUCACCAAAUUGAAAUGGUGUUCUUCCUUAACUCUUCCUUCUUUCCUUUAUUUGUUUAGAUGUGCUUCAUCCUGAAGUGGUGCUGUGGUCUGUUAAACAGGGCUGGCAUCAGGUAGAGGGAGCAGAGUGGUGACCUGAUAGCUCCUUGUCAUUGUGUUAGUUUUUGGUUCUAUUUAAGGGAAGUAGCUGAGAUUGAGACGGAUGUAGAUGCUCUUUGGGUGAACGGAAUCAGAAAGCAAGGGUUGUGUUCUGGGGUGAGGGUCGCGAGAGAGAUAUUUAUCACAUGCACAUGCGUUUAUAUAGCUGGUCUCCUUGGGCAGUUUGUGUGUGUUUGUUUAUUUAUUGAGGAUGUUUUCCCUUGCUUUAGGGGUUUAUAGGUCAUUUUUCUUAAUAGAAGCUGUGAUUGACUUAGAAUCCAAAUUUGAGGAGUAAGCAGCAUAACCUUCUACCUUGUAAUAUGUAACUAUUCUAAUCCUGUGGAAUCUUACAGAAAACACAGACAAAACCCCUUUUAUCAUUUGCCACAGAAGCUGCUGUCUCCCUUCUGAUUUGGUGGGCAGGUAUUGUUUUUGAGCCAGUAUUUAACAGAGUUUUUUAAUCUAUAAGAUUGUUUUUGAAUCCAUUUCAUUGUGUUUGUUUUUCAUGUUGGAACAAUCUCUUUGAGAGUGCCUCUUCUUGUGGUUUUUACAACUUCAUUUCUUUCUGGGGUCACCUGUGAUGGGCUUUGAUGUGGUGUCAAUAUGGGCCGUUGUGUUUGUGCCAGGAUACACAUAUUAAACUGUAGGCCACC